Molecule: messenger RNA, 4642 nt
Organism: Caenorhabditis auriculariae
Lineage: Eukaryota; Metazoa; Nematoda; Chromadorea; Rhabditida; Rhabditidae
Source: the annotation of a GenBank genome assembly
AUGCUGCCUAAUGCUUGUAAUCCGCAAAGAAUUGGCUUCCAGACUCGCCGAAUGGCGCUGCGACUUCUGAUUCUCGCGGUGGCCGCCGUCGACGCCUACACGGUCCUUCAUCUGGCCGAUUUCCAUCUGGACGUCGAUUAUUCCACUAAAGGAGAUGCUUCCAAGAUGUGUCACGUGGGAAAUCAGACGGCGAAAGCGACGCUCGGAUCGUUCGGCGACUACAUGUGCGAUUCUCCAAAGGUUUCAAAGGAAAACAAAAUUUAUUCUAGCGCUUGAAAUAGGGUUUUUAAAGAAAGUUGGAAAUAAAAUAAAUUACCUCCUUCGUACUUCCCUUCUUUUAUUUCUUGCAGGACCGUACUUUCGAUAACUCACUUUGAGAAUAGAGCUAACUCUGAAAUUUUGAAACUCCAAGGGACGAAUUUUUUAGCCUCUGGUUCAACACGCGAUCGACGAAGCCAAGAGACUUUUUCCGGAUCCAGACCUGCUCCUUUGGACCGGCGACAACACUCCUCACGUCGAUGGUUACGAUUGGAAUUGUGAAUCUUUUAACUUUUUUUAGGAUUUAUUUUUUGCAUUUUGGCAUUUACAAUAUCUAUGCGCAACGUUCGCCAAGCGUUCUGUCGCCAAUUUCGAAAUUUGCGAAUUUUUAGGAUUUUCCCAGACUUCUUGUUCCCUACGGGAACUUGCCGUUUUAAACCGAGUAAAAAUUAUAAACGCCUAGAGGGGCAAACUACCACCAUAUCUCACCCUAUAUGGAGCCCUAUAGUUUUUUGAAGUACCCGAGGAUCACUUGAGCUUUAUGAACUUAGCGGUCAGACCCUAAACCCCUCUAGGGACCACUUAAACCUCAGCCCUUAAGGGAGCCCUAUUUUGUCCCCUCCAGGGACUGUUCUUUCUUCUAACCUCUCUAGGGGUCCCUAGGGCAUUUCUUAGAAUGGAGAUUAAAAAGGAAUAAACACGGAUUCCCGCUUCAGAUGUGAUGAACGCGAUGAACACGACGACCACUCUGUUGUUCUCCAAGUUCCCGAAAACUCAAAUCUUGCCGACUUUCGGAAAUCACGACUACGCCCCGGCGAACGCCUUCGAUCUGUCUUCCACUUUGUAUUCGAGGACUUGGGACCUUUGGUCCAAGCAGUUGGGCGAUCAGAACAAGGUAGAGGGAGAUAAUCAUACUGAAAUAAAAAAAAGAAAUUUUCUUGAAAUUUUUUAACUAGAAGACUUCGUAUCUUUAAAAAUUCAGUUUACCCUGGUUUUUAAAAAAAAAAAAUCUUUCUUCCUGGCUAUUUAUACGUUUUGCACGUUAAAAAAUGCAAAGCGGAAAAUUCCAUAGCCAUUCCAAAUGCGGUCUUUCAAACUUGUUCAAAGUUAUCUCUGACCCUCAAAAAUUUAGUUAUCUUUUCAACUCUCUGAUUUUGAGUUUUCUUCGAACAACAGAAUCUUCGGAAUAGAAUUCGAAAAAAAAGGUCCUUUUUGAAGGCAACUUUCCUCAGCGGCGGCUAUUACAAGCUCCGGUUGAAAAACGCCACUGCCGUCGUUCUCAACACGAAUUUGUACUACAAGUAGGCCGACGGAAUGCAUUUUCAAUGAUAAAAAAUGACAAUAUCAGCGCGAACAAGGCCUACGGUAACUUUACGGACAAAACUGACCCGGCCGGACAGUUCGCCUUCAUGGAGGCCGAGUUACAAGCCGCAGAGCAGUGUCCCAACAGAGUCACUGAUAAUUGUACUUCCCAAGUUCAUAUCAUUGCUCAUAUCGGUCCUGGAGGUUAGUUUUGAGUAGGAAAAAAGCCAUGAAUACUUGAAAACAGAAAGAUAUACAAGAAUAGUUGAAAGCAAAAAUUUCACACAAGCAAAGUCCAAACGGUUUCAAAAACACGUUUCUUUUGUAGUCACUAAAAAUGACGAUCACAUCUUUAAUAUAGUCUAUUCACCGCGGGCUUGAAACUUUCUGCCUGUCUGCGAUUUAUACAAAAAGAAGAGUCUCAAACUCCUUUUUGAGUUUCUAAAGCGUGUCAAAAGGUUCUCUUCUUCUUCAUCUUUUUUUCGCCUUAUUUUUUUACACCUCCUUAAAAGGUCCUUUUCAGAAAAAGGUCUAAAACAUGGCGCGUUUGAGGCCUUUAAAAGUCCCUUUUUGAGUUCCAUAAAAGGUGUCAAAAGUUUUUCUGAAUCCCCCUCUCAUGCUGAUGAAGGUGGCCCAGCCUUGCUAACACGGGCUCUCAGCGGGUGUGCCCGUUUCAAACCCGAAGAAAGCCCAGCUGGUAAAAAUUAAGGCUUUUUCACCACAGCACCGUUUUAGCACAGUUUGGUAACAGAUUUUUGAAAUGAACCAGCUGGGUCACCUGCCUCUUCUUGCGCCCGUUUUUGUCCCGCUUUAGCCCAACUGAAACUCGAAUAGCCUUAAAAACACGGGUACACCCGCUGAGACGCGGCAGAGUUCUUUUUCCCGCCUCCUUUUUUUCUUCCUAAAAAAACCCUUUUCAAUGAGAGAUAAAAAAAUUAAAUUUUUUUUGUUUCCAGUUUCAGGCGCAUCAUUGAAUAAAAAGAUAUAUCAAGUAACUUUAAUGGUCGUAGAUGAAGUGAAAAAAAAAACUUCUUCGAAAAUUUUUGAAAAGACGUUGAAACAGGAGCUCAAGCUUCAAUAUGAAAGUUUUGAAUAAACGAAAAAAAAAUUGAAAACUUUCCCUGUAACACACGCAAAGUCCAAACGACCCCGAAAAGACUAAAAAGAAGGAUCGGAAGCUCCUUUUUGAGUUCCUAAAGAGUUGUCAAAAGUUUCUCGGAAUCUCCUUUUUUCAGCCUGUUUUACGCCUUAUUUUUUUACACCUCCUUUCAAGGAGCUUUUAAAAAAGGUCUAGAAAAAAGCCUUUGAGGCCUUUAUUCCAAAAUUCCUUUUCGAGACCUUUUGGAUAUCGCGAAAGAAGUUUUUCAGUGUUUGAAAGAUCUCCCAAUUUCACUUGGUUCCGACCGGAGUACAACGAGAAAUUCCUCAAUUUGACGACAAGAUACGCUAAUAGCAUCGGUUGGAUGAUUUUUGGGCAUCAUCACACGGAUACCUUCCAUUUGAUCAAGGUAGGAAGAUAAUUGGGAGUCUGUGACGAGAAAAAAUGCGAAUAAUAGAGCGGAAAACUCGAUGACCGGCCGCACCUUGGACUUGCUCGAUUUCUAGUGGUCCCUUUAGCGGCGUCAGCACUCUUGAGUUAUUUUUUGCAAUUCAAGAAACGUUUGGGGCGCGUCCGGUUUGCGGGUCAGUUCCGAGAUUGUCAAUCUAUUCAAAAAAAAAUUCAUUUUUUGGCGGUUUUUCAAAAAAUAACCCAUUUUACUCAGCUAUUCUUCAUAUAUCCUAUUUUUCCAAACUCAAUGGACCUCAGGAUCAACUAGGAAACGUCGUCCAGCUCGCCCUGAUGGCUCCUUCGGUCACCCCCUGGUUUUCGGAUCUUCCCGGCGCUGGAGCCAACAAUCCGUCCUUUAGAACUUAUGAAACCGAUGAUUACGGAAAAAUUUCCGAUAUCAAGUUGGUUUCAGGUUUUUUUUCGGGGUGUUAACAUUUUGGAGGUUUUCGAAAACUUGUUCUGGAUCUUUUUCCGGGUGAUUGUAGUCAUCAAGCAGAUUUUUACUGUGAGAAUCCUGGAGAAAAAAAAUUUUCAAAAAAACUAGUUUAAAAAAAUUGACUCGCUUUCUUUCUUUUUACCGUUCAUAUUAUUGUCUUCAACGGUUUUUACAGCACCUAUUACAUCAAUCUGGAUGAUUUGAACAAAAAUGCGUCGACUCCAUUCGUCUUCGAAUACUCUUUCAAGCAAGCCUAUGGCAUUUUCGGGUUGGAAUCAAUCGAUAAUUCUGAAAAAACUUCAGUUUCCAGUGACGUAACCCCGAGAAAAAUGUCGGACGUUCUGGAGAACAUGAAGAAAAAUGAUUCGCUGUUUCAAACUUACAUCAACUACAACUCGGUUCUGUGGAAGCCGGCGAUGCCUCAGGGCAUUUACAGGUGUCUUUCUUGAUUUUCGGUUGGAUUUUUCAAAACCUUGCUGCAAAAAAGGUUUUUUUUUCAUUAAAGAUUUGUGAUUUUAACGUUUUUUUUUACACUGCCAUGAAUGAAAAUAACCGUUUUGGCGCGCUAAUUUGAAAUUUGAGUAAGAAUAAACGAUUCAAAAUGAGGUCAAAACUAUAACCGAAAAUUAGGCCCAUUUUAAACAUUCGAAUUCUGUAUCGAAUGGUAGUACAUAGAGAUCUUAGGAAUAUUAAAUUUGAAAAAUAUUGUGCGAUUAAAGAACCAGAUCGAACUUCCAGUAGAAAAAAAAAAAUUGAAAAAAAAUGUUAACUUGGAGUUUUUUAUAAAUGAUAGGAAUCCAAUUUUUUUUCUGAUCCAGUUCCUCUAAAUUUUGGUUAUAUCCUCCUAUUAUUUUGAAGAUCAUUUGGACGGUUUUAUUCCUCCAGAUCCUAAGUUCUGAGUUGCAAAAUAAUUUGUCGCAAGUCAGUCGAUUUUUCGCUUCUAAUCCUUUCUAAUCCUCAGAGGAGCCCAACUCUGUUCGAUGGAAUGGAGUGACUAUCCAAGAUACGACGACUGCAUGAAGCUGUACAGCCACGCCGCCCAGAAAUUCACUAUCCCAAUCUUUUCCCUUCUUUUCUACGUCCUCAACCAAUUAUAA